Molecule: messenger RNA, 3566 nt
Organism: Effrenium voratum
Lineage: Eukaryota; Dinophyceae; Suessiales; Symbiodiniaceae
Source: the annotation of a GenBank genome assembly
AUGUCGUUUCUCUCGCAAUGGAAUGAGUUGCAGGAGGCUGCCAUCCAAGGAGACGCAGAUGCCGAGCGCCUCGCAUCGAAGGUCCUGGGCUCUGGCACCCAAACCGUUUUGCUGCGGAGCGAGCGUCUGCAAGAGCUCAUGCGGGGCUCCGGGGUGGACGACUGGCGAGAGCUCGUAGCGCGGAUGCUCGACUGGGAAGGUUUCUGCUCCACACGAUAUUUGGAGACAGUUACGCAUGUUGCAAUGCACAUGGAGGGGACUGAGCGCAGCGCGCGGGUUUGCAAUUGGAAGGAGCUCGGGUUGGCAGGGCAGCAGGAAUGGGCCUUCCAAACAGGUGGGGUGGUCAGCCCGGUCGUCGCGUUAGCAAUCGGGAUGGUCGGGGCUGAUGGGAUCGUUCGGAAUGGGAUGAUCAGCGGUCGUGAGAAUUGGUCGGAGUGGGGAACCAUGGGCCGCCCAGCCUCCCUUUUGCUCUCCGGCGUUGCCUGGGACUACACCAAAGACGAGGGGCGGCGUAGGAUCAGCACCGCAGAGGUGGAUGUCAGCUCCUCGCGGCCGCGCAUCUUGCCGCAGAGCCUGGGUGGCCGUCCCUGGACGAGUCUGAGGGAGAACCGAAGGCAUGUCUUCCAGUUCGACUACUGCCCUACGCAUACUGCGCGGGUGGAUGCCUCUCGACGUGCCCCAAAACGGGAGGAUCGGCUGGAGCGGGCAGGCUCCUGCAGUGGCCGCUUCCAAAGGUCUGCUGGUUGCAUCACCUCUUCGAAUGGCUUCAAGAUGAACUACUCUGUCCCGCAACUCGAGGAGCGGAGCCUUUUGGGCGCUGGGUGGACCCGCUCUAGCGGCUCCAAAGGCGCCCUCAAGAAAGGGCCAGGGCCAGAGCCAGUGCGGCGUAAUGGAUGGCUGCGAAACUCAAUGGAAAGUUCAGAGGCCUCUGAGCUUGGUGAAGCCAUGCGGGCUCUUUUUAGUGCCUACGACUUCAAAGAAGAUGGCCGCAUCGACCUGGAGGAGUAUGUGCAGGGCCAGCAAAUCAUUGCUGAUGUCCUCGGAGAGAGCUUUGAGCGUGACACAGCGACCCAGUACUUCUAUGCCAUGGAGAAUUCCAAGCUUGGAAAGGUCUCCUUCGUGGCCUUCUUCCGCGGGGAGCUGCGUCGGUUGCAGGAGCAGUCAGAGCUGGGACUUGGUCCUGGGCGGGAAGAGUGGCCACAGAAAGUGGCUUGGCUUGCUCAACAAAUCACGCUUGGGCAGCAAAGGCUGCGCUUAAAGUGCAGCCUUGAGCUGGGGCAGCUUGCCAGGGAGCGGCAGCCUGACACAGCUCGCCUCCGUGAGCUUCGGAUGAAGCGGCAGGGCGAGCUGGAGGGUCGCCUCAUUCUGCGAGGCGUCGUGUCCAACUUGGGCCAGCUUGCCGCCACUGAGCUUCUGAAUGCAAACUUGGAAGUGGUCUCCAGAGCGGAAUGCAACCCACGCGGGGUUUUCGAGCAUCGCUUGGACGGGCCUGAGGUCAGCGUGCUGCGUGCAACAGCUCCUGGCUACUGUCCUAGCUUUUGCAAGGUCAGCACUGCGGGCCUACAGCAUGCAGCUGUGAAGCUUGCGCCCUUCACUAUCCAAGCCAAGCUGAAGGCCGAGGCAGGCCGUGAGGCCAGGCUGGUGAGGGAGGGCGGUGCCAGCUUCGAGGUGCCAGUUGGUCUGCUGCAGAAGGAUGGCAAGGACUUCAGUGGCCUUGUGUCCUUCGCGGCCGCGGUUGAGAUGAAGGACCUGGAUGAGCUCUUGCCCUGGAGCUUGGGUCUUGCCGCGGAUGGUGAUAUUGUUAUGCUGCAGCCUGUCCUUGCGGUUUACGCGCAGCUUCAUGAUGAUUUGGACGGCAAGCCCCUGCAGUUGAAAGGAGGAGCUCGCAUCCAGGCCGGCUUUAGUGGCAAAGUCGAGCUCCCCAAACGAAGUCCGGCUCUUUGGCAGCUGGACUCGCAGUGCCUUUGGGAGGAGCUGCUGCUGCCUGUGGCAGUGGAUGACCUCGAGGUGCCGCUGCCACUGUUUGAGCAGCAGGAGAAGCCAGAGGCGAUGACAGUGGCGGCUCUGUUUGCGCAGCGCCGGCAGGAUGAAGUGGUGCUCAAUCUCUCAGACACUGCUGAGGCAGAGCUGCUGGCGGCUUUGGGAGAGCCUCAGCGGCCUCUGCGGAAGAAUCGCUUCUAUCAGAGUCUGCAGGCGCAGGCGCUUGUGCCCUCCUUGCGCCGAAUGGCGGCGUCCAUUACAGAGGAUGCAACUGUGACGGAGCUGAUCAGUGGGAAGAGCAUCAGUCAGGUGGACUCCAAAGCCUUGGAUCUCUUGGCGCUGGAGCAGCUUUGUGCCGCCUGGGCACAGGGUCCCGGCCUGCUGGAGAUGCGCGAGGCACUUUCAAAAGCUGGCGAUGUGGCUCAGGCCUUCUUGCUUGUUGCUGAAGCGCAGGCACGGCGCAAGGAGGCUGCUCGGGUGCAGGACCUGCUCCGCAUUCAGCCGCAGAAGGCAGCUACUUUCAGCCGCAUCAAUGAGCUGUUGGAGGGCUUCAAUGGCCAGGAGCGAUCUGUGGCCGAGCACCUGGCCAGUGACCCACAGAUUUGUCGCCAGGCCAGAGUGGAGCAGAUCAGGGAAGCGGUUCUUUCCCUUCUGCCUGGUGCUUGUCCCAGCAGCAAGGAGAUCAGUGAUCAGGACCAGGCCGCUUUUCACCAGGGCCAAAAGCGACGCGCAGCGGCCGAGCUGGAGCUCGAGGCGGCGCAGGCCUCGGCAAGGCAACUGCAGGAAGAGCUGGAAAUUGCGAAGGCAGACAAGAAGAAAAAGCAGGAGGCCGCCAGGUUGGCUGAGGAGCUUGAGCAGGCACAGGCGCAGGUGGAGGAGUUGAAGGAGAAGCUGCAGGCAGAGUCAGCGACUUCACCAGAGCAAGUGGCAGAGAUCCUGGCCUCUGAGCAAAAGCAGCUGGAGAGGUCCACCCGAGGUUCGCCUUGGCAGGAUGCGUCCCAGCACAAAGAGAAGGAGGGCAAGCACUCUAUCAGCCUGCCUUUGGCAGCCAACUGCUGGAGUUGCCUUGCUGCUCCCAAGGUCUUCUCUCUUCCUGGUGUGCGGCAGGGGCAGGUGUGCUCGCUGGUGUUGGGACGCCUGCACACUGCAGAGGUGGCCAUUGUGAGUGCCAAGCCAACGAGGCCGGGCCUGGCCGAGCGUUGUGCCUCCGUGGAGCCGGAGGGGCACUUCAGCCUGCUGGUGGCGGCUGGGGAAGAGUUCCAUGUGAAGGUGCUCCGUGAUGAUUUGCAGACGGUGGAGAGCUUCGGACCCUUCACUGCUGAGAGUCCAGGCAACAUCCUCCACGUGGGCGUCCUGGGGGAGUCUGUUGCCGGUCCUGCAAAAGUCACGCUCAGCCGCUACUUGGUCACUCGCCGAGGUACCUCCAAAACGAUGCGCUCCAGCCACAGCAGUGACCCCACCAAGAGCUGAAGGCUUAGGGUGCGGUACACUGGUUAAUGCGAAGAAUCUCGUCCGAGCAGAAGCUCCAGGGCAGUGACGCUGUAGGGCUUUGGAGCAAAUCACUGGGUGCGCGAUCCUGUUUGCUU